GGGUGGUAAGGCUGCCGUGAAUAUGGCUUGUCUACUCGUGUCACUGGGAAAGACGCACGCUUUGCGCUGCCACAUGGGUAUCUAACACCCUUGGAGGGCUGCUCGUUUCCAGCCUUACGUUAUCCAGCGGAUGUCAGUCUCCGAAACAGAAGCUCGCGGUUGAGACGCUUUGGAAUCGCUUUUUCGCAGCGUUGAAAUGUUGCAGGAAGCUGCAGUUGUUAGAAUUCAGAGCCGUCUGUUGUCAGUGUCCGUUGGUAAGGACGCAAAUGCGAGGGCUCCUUCUGAAUCCUCAUUCUGGCUGUGGAAAGCCCAACUGGAUUGCCAGGCCGUGUAUCUUAAGCGAUGCCUACUUGUAAGAAGUGGGUGUGAAUGUCUCGAGUACACAGUUUGUAGUGAGUUGACUUUCUGUCAAGAUAGCAGAAUUUUAGCUCGAUUAUUGGCAAAAGUAGAUGUUGAUUGGCGCAAAUCUGUAGUGCCCUGUACAUAGAGUGUCAGUACUGCGCGUGAACCCAUUUGGGAAAGAAUUGAGUUAAAGCAAUGGCAGUGCAGGCGGUGGCCACAGCCCGCCAAUCUGUGAGCCUCUACCCCUCUCUUCAUUUACAAUUUAAUUGCGAAAUUGAAGCUCAUGGUAAGGGCCUCCAAGGUGAUCUCAGGGAUUUCAAAUUUCCACAAUUGAGCACCUCGAGAAGAGAAAGGAGAAAUAGACAUUGCUGUCCAAGACUCAUUAGGGCGGCUGUAAGCGGCAAUGCAAUAUCCACAUCAGGCGCCUCGAGGAAGUUGAGUGAUACACCCGAAAUUCCCAAGACGGAUGUCGUCGUAAUCGGAGCUGGGAUUGGAGGUCUCUGUUGCGCAGCUCUGCUUGCGAAAUACGGAUACAAGGUGGUGGUCUGUGAAAGUCAUGACAUAGCCGGAGGAGCAGGACAUGCCUUUGAGCGACAAGGGUUUCAGUUUGAUUCAGGGCCUUCUUUUCACGCUGGACUUUCUAUCAAGCCUUCAAUCAACCCCCUCAAACAGGUGCUCGAUGCCAUAGGAGAGAAGGUGGAAUGCGUGCAAUACAAAAAUUGGAUAGGGUACUUGCCUGAGGGCACAUUCAAGUUUACAGCAAAUAAAGAUGCGUAUGAAGCAGAGAUUCGAAGAGUCGGGGGAGCUAGGGCAGCAUCCGAAUGGCGAGAACUUGAAGACAAGAUGGAGCCCCUAGCUCGUGCAGCCAUGGCCCUUCCUGCUGCCGCUCUAAGACCUGAUCCGGCCGUGGUUUUCACCGCAGGAAGGUUUCUUCCUCAGCUCCUGCCUUUCUUGCCGGCUACAAAGGACAUGCUUUCUCCCUUCUCGGGUAUUGUCAACCAGGUGGUGAAAGAUCCAUUUCUCAAGCAGCUGAUUGACUUGGAAUGCUUUGUGCUGAGUGGCCUCCUAGCUGACAGCACGAUCACCGCUGAAAUGGUGACCAUGUUCAAAGAGCGACACCGUGAGGGUGGGUCUAUUGAUUAUCCUCUAGGAGGAGGGGGAAGCAUCAUCGAAGCCCUUGUUAGAGGCUUGGAAAAGUACGGUGGUCGCUUGCUGCUCAAUACUCACGUCGAUGAGAUUCUUUUAGAAGGGGGGCGUGCUGUAGGCAUUCGCGUGCGGCCAACGAGAGGCACAAACAAGACACCAUACACAAUCCGAGCACCUAAAGCAGUCAUAUCCAACGCAUCAACUUGGGAUACGGCGAAGCUACUUCCCAAUGGCGCCUUGCCCGCGCAGAGCUACAUCAACCGUGCCAACGUCACCGAAAAGACAGACAGUUUUAUGCACCUUCACUUGGGGAUCGACGCCAUGGGACUUCCAUCGGAUUUGGAGUGCCAUCACUUUGUUCUCCACGACUGGAAGCGUGGGGUUGGCGCGCCGCAGAACGUUUGCCUGGUGUCCAUCCCCACGGUGUUCGACCCAUCCUUGGCCCCCGAAGGCUGUCACGUUGUGCACGCCUACACAGCAGGGAAUGAGCCUUACAGCAUCUGGAAAGGAAUGGACAGGAAGAGCCCGGAGUAUGCAGCGUUGAAGGAAGAACGAUCAGAGGUGUUGUGGCAGACACUGGAGAAGGUGAUUCCAGACAUACGAGACCGAGUGAAGCUGAAGCUGGUGGGGACUCCGCUGACCCACGAGCGCUACUUGCGUCGAUCUGAGGGCACAUACGGCCCCGCGAUCAGAGCCGGCAGGGAUACAUUCCCCGGCGCCGCCAGUGAAAUCCCGGGCCUGUUGUGCUGUGGAGACAGCACCAUGCCGGGCAUCGGAGUCCCCGCCGUCGCCGCGUCGGGGAUGAUCACCGCCAACUCUCUGGUCCCUGUUUGGCAGCACUGGGCUCUCCUCGACUCUCUGGACGUCGCCGCGGCGUGACCCACUCCCUGUCGGUGGUGGUGUCCGAACCCCGUCCGUACCGUGUCGGUGAUUUCUGUCGGUGGUUUCAUUGCUGUUGUGCCGGUGUUUCAAGCAAUUCUUGAGGUAUUCCCUCGAAGCUGUGUAAAAGUGAAAUGCAUUAGGUCGGAGAAGAUGUGAUUUAUUAGUAAACGGGAGGUUUUGUAUUGCUUUUUUCUGGUUUUGUAUUGAUUGGCAGAUGAAAAUGGUAUGUAUGUUUUAUGAGAAUUUUUUACAAAAUGCUUUAAAAAACAA
This is a messenger RNA of Physcomitrium patens, 2640 nucleotides long. RefSeq names its product prolycopene isomerase 1, chloroplastic. The record is from RefSeq and is a predicted model, not a curated record. Gene Ontology annotation, biological process: carotenoid metabolic process. Gene Ontology annotation, molecular function: oxidoreductase activity, acting on CH-OH group of donors; flavin adenine dinucleotide binding. Lineage: Eukaryota; Viridiplantae; Streptophyta; Bryopsida; Funariales; Funariaceae.